This is a messenger RNA of Carassius carassius (crucian carp), 2855 nucleotides long. RefSeq names its product polypyrimidine tract-binding protein 1-like. Gene Ontology annotation, biological process: mRNA processing; regulation of cell differentiation; regulation of RNA splicing. The record is from RefSeq and is a predicted model, not a curated record. Gene Ontology annotation, molecular function: mRNA binding. Bases 64 to 1782 code for a protein of 572 amino acids. Lineage: Eukaryota; Metazoa; Chordata; Actinopteri; Cypriniformes; Cyprinidae. Gene Ontology annotation, cellular component: nucleus. The transcript has 16 exons.
GGAUAUAAGAAAUACUAGCAGGUCUACCUCCCGUCUGCGACAACCUGUAGGUUUGUUAGUGCCAUGGACGGCCGUUUUGAGACUGAUCUGUAUCCUCUGGGAUCCAGUUACGUCACUGAAAUAGACAGUGUCCAUGAUAUAACAGUCGGCACAAAGAGGGGAUCUGACGAACUCUUUUCCUCCUGCAUCUCUAACGGACCUUAUAUAAUGAGCUCUGGAGCAGCAAAUGGUAAUGACAGCAAGAAGUUCAAAGGGGACAUCAGGAGCCAAGGCAUUCCUUCACGAGUCAUUCAUGUACGCAAACUGCCAAAUGACAUAAAUGAAGCAGAAGUUAUUUCUUUGGGGCUUCCUUUUGGCAAAGUGACCAACCUUCUGAUGCUGAAAGGAAAGAACCAGGCCUUCCUGGAGAUGAACACUGAGGAGUCAGCACAGACCAUGGUCAGCUACUACUCCUCUGUCACCCCUGUCAUCCGCAAUCACCCGAUCUACAUGCAGUAUUCCAAUCACAAGGAGCUAAAGACUGACAACUCUCCCAACCAAGUUAGAGCACAGGCAGCACUGCAGGCGGUGAAUGCGGUUCAGACAGGAAACAUGUCUUUGAGCACUGUUGACGGAGCAGGCAUGGGCAGCCAAAGCCCUGUACUGAGAGUCAUUGUUGAAAACCUCUUCUACCCAGUUACACUUGAUGUUCUUCACCAGAUUUUCUCAAAGUUUGGCACCGUUUUGAAGAUUAUAACCUUUACCAAAAACAACCAGUUCCAAGCACUGGUCCAGUACUCGGACGGAAUGACUGCUCAGCAUGCAAAACUGUCUUUAGAUGGACAGAACAUCUACAAUGCCUGCUGUACCCUUCGCGUCAGUUUCUCUAAGCUCACCAGUUUGAAUGUUAAGUACAACAAUGAUAAGAGCAGAGACUACACUCGCCCUGACUUGCCUACAGGAGACGGUCAUCCCUCCCUCAAUGCACAGACGAUGGCUGCAGCUGCCUUGACUGCUCCUGGUCUUAUCUCUGCAUCACCAUAUGCUGGGGCUCAUGGUUUCCCACCAACAUUUGCCAUUCAGCAGGCAGCAGGUUUGUCUCUGCAGGGUGUGCCUGCUGGGGCCCUUGCAUCGCUCGGUGUCCCUGGUGCCGCUGCUGCUGCAGCAGCUGCAGCAGGACGUCUGAGUCUUUCUGGUCUCGCUGCUGGAGGAAACAGUGUCCUGCUGGUCAGCAACCUUAACCCUGAGAGCGUUACGCCCCAAUGCCUCUUUAUUCUUUUCGGCGUGUAUGGUGAUGUCAUGAGAGUGAAGAUCCUAUUCAACAAGAAAGAGAAUGCUUUGGUGCAGAUGUCUGAUGGAACCCAAGCCCAGCUAGCCAUGAGCCACUUGAAUGGACAGAAACUGUAUGGUAAGGCUUUGCGGGUCACUCUCUCCAAACACACCACUGUGCAACUGCCACGAGAAGGCCAUGAGGAUCAGGGGCUCACCAAGGACUACAGCAGCUCUCCUCUUCACCGCUUCAAAAAGCCAGGCUCCAAGAACUACUCCAACAUCUUCCCUCCUUCCUCUACUCUCCAUCUUUCCAAUAUACCACCUUCUGUCACUGAGGAUCAUCUCAGAGGCUUGUUUCUAAGUUCAGGAUCUGUGGUUAAGGCCUUCAAGUUUUUCCAGAAAGACCGAAAAAUGGCCCUUAUCCAGUUGGGCUCUGUGGAUGAAGCAAUCGAGUCUCUGAUCAAAUUUCACAAUCAUGACCUGGGAGAGAACCAUCACCUCAGAGUUUCUUUCUCCAAGUCCACCAUCUGAUGGAGGCUGUUUUGAUUUAGAGAAGGUGAAAGGACUGUCACUUUAGACCAAACUUUAAGCCUUCCACAAUUUAUAUCACUGUGGACAGAUGUUUUCCACAACACACACUUCAUCAUUCCUUUAUUAUAUCUAUAUUCAAAUAUAUGUCUAUUUGUAAUUCCAAUUUGAACCCAACCUGACUUGGGUUUUAAUAGUACCUUUUCUCAGACGGUUUGUCUCAUGAUUCAGUUCAUCAUUGGCACACAUCGGUUUUGGAUCAUAGAUGCUGCAUAGUUUACACUUGUGCCUCUGCGGAAAGCCGCAGCCUUUCAGGUUGCACAUGCAAAGCCUUGUUUUGUUUGUUGAACCUAUAAAUUAAGUUUUUUUUUUUUUUUUUUUUUUUUUUCAAAGCUAUUCCCUAUUUACCUUCACAAAAAAAUAAACUGUGCCUUACAUGGUGCUUAAAGUAUAUCUUCUUAAUGACCUUAGUAAUGUCUUGAUGUUUUUGGCUUCUUUGCAGGAACCAUUAACCUCAGACAUACAAAAAAGACUGCCUGAUGUUCCCAGGUGGUCUCUGUUUAAAUAUGACUAGUGGAAGCACAGGAAUGUUUUCCUGUGAAAGGCAGCAACUAGAUCAUAGUUCCUUACAGGCUUCGGUUUUGUACCUGACUGUCACAGCUCGUUUUGCAUAUAGUUAUUUUAUAUAUGUGGUUCUACUCCUAAUGUACCAUUUUAAAAAUAUUCUAUAUUGGUUUAGUUUCAUUCCAUAUUAUUUACACUUGUAUACUGCAUCAUCUUUUUGGGUAUUGGCCCAUUGCGCUCUGUCUAUACAAUCAUAUUUUCCAUUUAGUUUGGAGUGGGACACUUAACCACCAAAAGCCCCAACACACACACUUCUCCCUGUUGCUUAUUAAAGGUUUUUUUGAUUACAUCAAAUUUUGUUUAUGCUGAGUGUGGCAAAGGAAGUCAAGCUCAUGAGUGUUAUAAUGAACUUCCAGAACUCAAAUUUCUACUGUGUCCAUUUGUCACUUGCCUUUUGUUAAAGAAUAUUCGCAUUACAGAGUCUUAAUCUCCUCUGUGAGUUGUGUGAACCG